UAUCAGCGAAUCGCUAAAGAUGGUAGGUUUAUGUAGUUAUUUGCCAUAGAGUGCGUCUACAAUUAUAUGUAGGUGUCUAAUACAUCUGAGAACACCCACAAUCACCGGAGCAAACAGUAACUAGUCAUGCUUUCCCUGGGAUAUUCAUUGGCUGACCUUGUCUUUUAGGAUUUAACGUGAAAUACAAAGAGAAAAGGAUUGAAGGAGCUGACAAACAGCAACUCAGAGGUUGCGAAGGUUCGGACUAUCAUAUAUACAGUCAGCAUGACUACCAAAUUGUGUAUAAUCAUGUUGAUCAUAUGGGAUGACGAGGGUAUCGCAGAACAUGACGGCGCAUUGAAUGAUACCAAUAACUUGACACAUCUGGAUGCUUCAAACUCCACGCGUCAGCAAAACCCCCAGACUUUAGCUGAAACCCACCGGCAUAGCCCCAUGAUACAGGCAAACAAUGACUUGGCAUAAGUAAUCAUAGGAAAUUUCCCCUUCACUAGGGCGACUACCGUCGAACAGUCAUAGGGUUUAUCUCAGGCCAUGUAUCAUUACACCGCUACCAACGAAUAUAUAAACCGGGUCUCCCCCAGCCAUCCCAAGCCUCAAGGAGAGAACAGAAACCCACAUCUUCGAGCCUCCAUCAAUCUAUUGCACACAACCCAACCAACCAAACCCAAACCGACCACACACCCAAGCCUUAGUUACCUUAGGUACCUAGCUAGGCGUCUACCACCAUGAAGCGCCAGCACAUCGCCCUGCCGACCCUCCAAGUCGCCGCGGCAGCCUUCUUCGCGGCCUCCGUCCAAGCCGAGACGUACUGCGUAGACGGCGCCACCAAAGUCGUCGCCACGGCCGAGUGCGCCACCGACAACGCCAACGCACACGCCAUCGGCCAAUUCUUCCUCCACCAGGGCCCUCCCGGCCUGACCGUCGGCGACGUGAUCCCCCCUCCGGCCGAGCCGGGCCACGUCUCCGGAGGCUUCGGCCGUCGCUCCGCCGACAACUGCGACCCGGACAAGGACAAGAACUGCAACAGCGGCGGUUAGAUCACAUCACACCACGUCCGUCCGUCCGUCCGUCCGUCUAGACGUCUAGACGUCUAUCUAUCUACCUACCGGCCUUCCGUGCGUCCUGCCUACCUACCUACCUGGUAAGGAGGCUUAGUAGCGCGCGGUGUUUUCUUUGUACUGCUCAUCAUGCACACACACACACACACACACACACGAUCAAGCUCGGGUGUGGAAAAGGGGCUAUGUUCAGGGGUUUUAGGAGAAACGAGUAGGGUGUAUUUAGGGACAGGUCCUGCAAGGCUGAGGGAAGGUGAAGGGACUUUGUGCGAACUGGUACCGGGUCUAUGCAUAUAAUACAUAUGUAGGUAGGUGGUUAGUUGCCAGCACCUCGGGGUCUUACUCAGUUUGUGGUCUUUACGACAGCACGAAAUACACUCUCGGCGUAUCCUUAUUCUGACUUGUAGUCUUUACAGAUGCCAGUAAUUGUAUAGUUAGUGUAGUAUAAAUUGUGAUGUUGGAUUUCUUCCAACUAGGUAACUGAUGUCGCAUGCAGAAUACCUAGGC
This is a messenger RNA of Daldinia decipiens, 1565 nucleotides long. RefSeq lists its product as uncharacterized. The record is from RefSeq and is a predicted model, not a curated record. The transcript has a single exon. Lineage: Eukaryota; Fungi; Ascomycota; Sordariomycetes; Xylariales; Hypoxylaceae. The coding region runs from base 726 to 1037 and encodes 103 amino acids.